GGUCCGUUUCUGCCAAGGGGGCGGGUCUUUUGGUCAGAGUCCAAUGACGAAAUGAGGAAGUCUCUGCUCUACGUCUCAACUUGCGGUCGGACUGCGUUGAAAAACAGGUCAACGUCCCAAAAACGAUGACACCAUGGCAACCGAGGGGGAACCCACAGACUUGGUCAAAGUUUUCCACCUGCUGGUGCUCUCCUUCACCUGGGGGAUGCAGGUCUGGGUCUCCUUCAUUGCCGGUUUUGUUUUGGUGACGCAGGUGACUCGACACACCUUUGGCCUGGUGCAGAGUAAGCUCUUUCCUGUGUACUUCUACUGCCUGCUGGGCUGUAACUUUGUCAGCCUGGCUGUGUACGCCGUGUACCACCCCAGAGAGCUGCUGGACUGGCAUGAAAGCGUGCAGAUUCUUCUUUUCUUUGUGUCACUCAUCACGGCAGGCCUGAACGCCCAGUGGUUCGGCCCCGCAGCCACUGAAGUGAUGUUCCAGAUGAGAGCGGUGGAGGAGGAACACGGCUUGGGGAACCAGGUGGGCCUGAGCAGCCAGAGGGAGGAGUAUGCCAAGCUCAGAGAGCAGGACCCCAAGUACAGGGCUUACAAGAGCUCGUUUGGCCGCUACCACGGGCUGUCCAGCCUCUGCAACGUCUUAGGGUUCAUCUGCACCACUACUAAUCUGAUCUACACAGCCCUGAAUCUGUCCACCAUUUAGAACAUCCCAACCCUUUUAACAGCUCAAAAUUCUGUACCGGAAGGCCAGAAUUGUAAACUAAGGAAUUGCAUAGUGUGUUUAAAGUUUGAGUUUAGGUUUAUGAAAUGCAAGUAAAAUUUGAACAAGCUGGCAUGAGAUAUUUCUUCAUAUUUCUAUAUUUUGAAUUCAUUUUGUGGUUUUUAUUUUAUUUUUCAAAAUACAUUUCAAAUAGUAAGAUGGAUUUUCAAUGUUUUUUGUUCAAUAAAGUUGUUUAAACAGUGAAA
Molecule: messenger RNA, 963 nt
Organism: Oryzias latipes (Japanese medaka)
Lineage: Eukaryota; Metazoa; Chordata; Actinopteri; Beloniformes; Adrianichthyidae
Gene: tmem205
Product: transmembrane protein 205
Source: RefSeq, a predicted model, not a curated record